Prosopis cineraria is the source of this 1459-nucleotide messenger RNA. RefSeq names its product MDIS1-interacting receptor like kinase 2-like. The record is from RefSeq and is a predicted model, not a curated record. Bases 202 to 1305 code for a protein of 367 amino acids. Gene Ontology annotation, biological process: protein phosphorylation. The transcript has 2 exons. Gene Ontology annotation, molecular function: protein kinase activity; ATP binding. Lineage: Eukaryota; Viridiplantae; Streptophyta; Magnoliopsida; Fabales; Fabaceae.
AGCAACCAUACUUUCAAUUUCAUGAUCAGCAAUAAUCUUUUAUGAUCCUUCUCAAAUGUUAACCAAACUCCUGCAAAUCUAUACUUUAAAUUUCAUACCUUUUGUGGCUCUCUUUUGUAAUGCUUGCCACUUUUCCGUUGUUAUUGCCACAGAUUCGUCAUCAUCAUCUUCCUUGGAUGAAAAGUGCCUGUGCUCGCCGUUAUGUCCUUCUGUGCUGGAUUUGUGUUUGGAACCGUAUUUGCAGCUAUCAUUGGAUUAGGCAGGAUUAUAUUUAGAAAGGCUUUGGUCAAGAAAAUAAAACGAGGAGAAGGAACGCAGGCGAAGAAGAAGCAUGGAGAUUUCACUUCAAUGUGGAAUUUUGAUGGUCAUAUUGCCUUUGAAGAUAUCAUUAAAGCAACAGACGAUUUUGAUAUCAAAUACUUUAUAGGAAAAGGUGCUUCUGGGGAGGUUUACAAGGCAAAACUUCCCAGCGGAAAAAUUGUUGCAGUGAAGAAACUUCGACGCAUGAUAUCUGAAAAUCAAUCAUCAUUUCAAAAGAGUUUUUACAACGAGAUCGAGGUUUUAUCGGAGAUUCGUCAUCGAAACAUUGUCAAACUUCAUGGGUUCUGUUCCGAUAUAAAGUGCUUGUUUCUGGUUUAUGCAUUUAUGGAAAGUGGUAGCCUGUUACAUGCGUUGAAGAAUGAUGAAAAGGCUCAAAAGUUAAGUUGGAGCAAGAGAUUCAAUAUUGUUAAUGGGAUAGCUCACGCUGUGAAAUACAUGCAUCACGAUUGUCUUCCACCAAUUGUUCAUCGAGACAUAACAAGUAGCAAUGUCUUGUUGAACUCAGAUAUGGAAGCAUUUCUAUCAGACUUUGGCAUCGCUAGGCUGCUCGAUCCACAUUCAUCAAACCAUUGUGUAUUAGCUGGUACUUGUGGUUACGUUGCUCCAGAGUUAGCAUACACGUUAAAAGUGACCGAAAAGUGCGAUGUCUAUGGCUUUGGAGUAGUUGCAUUAGAAACUAUGACAGGAAAGUAUUGUGGAGAGUUAAUUUCAUGUCUGGCAAAGGAUUCUACUGAUGAAAAGAUAAUGCUAAAAGAUAUCUUAGAUACACGAAUCCCUCAGCCUCGUACUCGAAAAGAUAUUUGGGAUGUAAUUCUUGUGAUGACCAUUAUAUUAGCAUGUCUAUGUCCUGACCCAGAUUGUCGGCCAUCAAUGGAGCAAGUGACUCAGAAACUUUCACUUUCUAGGCCACUUUUCACACCUCCCUUCAAUGAUAUUUCAAUUCAUCACUUAAGGAGUCAAGCCAUAAUUUCAUGUAAUAGCUGAAGAUGCUAACUAUUUGCUAUAUGGUGAGAGAUGAAAAAUAAUCUCUCUCCUUUUCCACUGCAAUGAAUAUUACAUGCUUCCUUUGCAAUUUAUUUCCGUCCGCUGUAUAUAUACUGCCUUUGAUAUUGUUAUAAGGCACCUUCAAUUACCUCAC